Molecule: messenger RNA, 1838 nt
Organism: Rhinichthys klamathensis goyatoka
Lineage: Eukaryota; Metazoa; Chordata; Actinopteri; Cypriniformes; Leuciscidae
Gene: rundc3ab
Product: RUN domain containing 3Ab
Exons: 11
Coding region: 24-1436 (470 amino acids)
Cellular component (GO): cytosol
Source: RefSeq, a predicted model, not a curated record
GCUGAUCCGUGGAUGCUGAGAUCAUGAUGAGGGAGGGGUCCAGUGGGAUGGAGCAGAGUUUCAUGCAGUCCGCGAUGGCUAUGGGUGCACAGUCCAAGAAAGGCUUCUCCAGAAGCAUCGCCGUGGAAAGAAAAAACCUGAUCACGGUCUGUAGGUUUUCUGUAAAGACACUGUUAGAGAAGUACACAGCAGAGCCCAUUGAUGACUCAUCUGAGGAGUUCAUUAACUUUGCUGCUAUUCUGGAACACAUCCUCAGCCACCGCUUUAAAGGCAAGACAGUGCAUACAAAAUCACUGGCACACUUGCUUUUUAACCUAAUAAGAACAUUAAGGAUGUAUUUAAGUGAUGUGAAUGGAAGCAUGUCUCUUGCAGGCUCUGGCAGUUGGUUUGAUGGUCAGCGCAGUUUCUGGGACUUCAUCCGUCUGGCCUGCAGUAAAGUUCCCAAUAACUGCAUAAGCAGCAUUGAGAACAUGGAGAACAUCAACUCCUCACGAGCAAAGGGCAGAGCAUGGCUACGGGUUGCACUAAUGGAGAAACGUCUGUCUGAAUACAUCGCCACAGCUUUGCGAGAUAGUCGCACCACAAGGAGGUUCUACGAUGAAGGCGCCAUAAUGUUGCGAGAAGAAGCAACUGUUCUGACUGGAAUGCUCAUUGGACUCGGAGCGAUUGACUUCAGUUUCUGUUUGAAAGGGGAGGCUCUGGAUGGGAAGUCUGAGGCUGUUAUUGACUACACUCCUUAUCUGAAAUUCACACAAAGUUAUGAUUAUCUUAGUGACGAUGAGGACGGUCAGAGCGUGGACAGCAGUAACAGUGAUGACAGCGUUGAUCAUCCUUACAUCCCUCUGGUCACCGAUGAGGAAAGCUGGAGGAACAAGUGCCGCAAAAUGGAGCAGAGAUUCAAGAUCGUCAAUGCGCAAAAGGGGUACCUUGAGGAGCUGGUGAGGCUGCGGGAAUCUCAGCUGAAGAAUGUGGAGAUGGAGAAUAAGAAACUAACAGCUGGACUAGAAGAACUGCAACUACAGAGUCAGAAAGAGAAGAGAGAACUGGAGAACAUCAUACUAGAGCUGCAGGAACAACUGACAAGUCUGAUUCCAGGUGAAUCACAUCCUCUUUCCAAGGAUUUGUCAAUCCCUCUUGUUAACCAGUGGCCAUCACUCCACAAAUACAAUAACCAGGAGGACAGGAAAUUGUACCACAGGGGUAGUUUCCCCAGCCCGGAUCCACAUAUCAGCUUAACCACAGAUUCUCAGAGGACGGAAAGGAAACAAAAUGGAAAAGCCUGGUGCACAGCAGAAAAAGACUACACUCCCUCUAUGUUAGGUCUGUGUGGUUCUCUGUCGUCUUUACCCAGCUGUAAGUCCCUGCCAAGCCUGAGGUCGACAGAGUGCCUGGUGAACAUCAGUGCAGAGCCCAGUCCUGCUCUAACCCCCAGCUAGGGACCAGCAAAUGAGACUAAUGUCACAAGCAGAGAGAAUCUGCACUGUCAGCUAAGACAUCCAAAGAUAUAAUGGCUCGGAUACAGCCUGAGUAAACCAUGUUACCCCAAUUCUCACAGAAGUAUCAUCCUGUUUCCCCUUGAAGAGAUAUAGCUAUACCACUGUAGUUAUGGUGAGAUGUUUUCUCACAGAUGUUUUCUUGUCAGAAAUGUUCAAAUGUGGGUAUCUCUGAAUGUCUUUGCUGUUCAGGUCUUUCUCCUGACUUGUUGUGGUAACCAGUGAAGGCAAACUGUGGACUAUGCACUGACUGACUUGAGACCUGCCUGAAUUGUCACUACAAGAGGCCAACACAGCUUUCCCACAUUCUGUUGCCCUUUAAAAUCUCCUACGGGAACAUACACU